UGGCGCGUAGUCGGGCACCCGACUCCAUUGUCCUCGUCCCUUCCCGGGGAGCCAGCCUUGCCGGGCCCCCAUUCAAGAUGGUGGCCGGGGCCGCCGCCGCGCUCCCUCGUGGCGUGGGUGGCCCAGCGGGUCCCUUCCCCUCCCCCCGAGGCCUCGGCCACCGGAGGCGGCGCCAUGGGAGGGCGGGGCCGCCCGUCGCGGCCCCGCAGGGUGGAGGACGAGAUGGCGCCCGCCCGGGCCCGUUCCAAGCGUCCCCCGAAUGGCUGCCUCGGUGCGCGGCCGGCGGUGUCCCUACCGAAGGGCGUCCUCCUGGGACGCGCGGGGCGGCGCGAAGACCGAGGCCGGGCAAGCGCUGCCGUUUAACUGCGCACGCUCCAGCCUUCCCGGUUGUGGGUUUUUUCUGGCAUUGAGCCAUUUGUACCCUUGCACCCUCUGCACCUCCUCCCUCUCCUGCACCCCUGCGUUUCCUGCACCUCUCCAUCUCCUGCAUCCCUCUACCUCCCGCAUCCCCUGCACCCUCUGCACCUCCUCUCCUGUACCCCUGCAUUUCCUGCACCCCGGCACCUCCCGUUCUGGCGGUAGGCCUCCCCGCCCACCUUCCCUCCCGCUCCAGCUUCCCUGGGUCUGGGGCUGGGAUCGCGGGUGUGCACCGCCGGGACGUGCGCCCAGGUGAUUCUGGACGGGUGACCACAGCCACAUGAUGUUCACAAUUGCAACUCUUCUGUCAGAACACUGGUGUCUUUCUCUUCUGUUCCUCGAACGCCUCUUUCCCCUUUCUCACCUGCUCUGGGACCACUCACCCCAAGACCUCCCUCUCCCCGUGCCGGCCCAGUUAUGGCAGAGAAUGACGUCGACAACGAGCUCUUAGACUACGAAGAUGAUGAAGUGGAGACAGCGGCUGGGGGAGAUGGCACUGAAGCGCCUGCCAAGAAAGACGUCAAGGGCUCCUACGUCUCCAUCCACAGCUCCGGCUUCCGAGACUUCCUGCUCAAGCCAGAGCUGCUCCGGGCCAUUGUAGACUGUGGCUUUGAGCAUCCAUCAGAAGUCCAGCACGAAUGCAUCCCUCAGGCCAUUUUGGGGAUGGAUGUCCUGUGCCAGGCUAAGUCGGGCAUGGGGAAGACAGCAGUGUUUGUCCUGGCCACACUGCAGCAGCUGGAGCCAAUUACUGGGCAGGUGUCUGUGCUGGUGAUGUGUCACACUAGGGAGCUGGCCUUUCAGAUCAGCAAGGAGUACGAGCGCUUCUCAAAGUACAUGCCGAACGUCAAGGUGGCAGUGUUUUUUGGCGGUCUGUCUAUCAAGAAGGAUGAAGAGGUGCUGAAGAAGAACUGCCCACACAUCGUCGUGGGGACUCCCGGCCGAAUUCUAGCCCUGGCUCGAAAUAAGAGCCUGAACCUCAAGCACAUUAAACACUUUAUCUUGGACGAGUGUGACAAGAUGCUUGAACAGCUCGACAUGCGUCGGGAUGUCCAGGAAAUCUUUCGCAUGACCCCCCAUGAGAAGCAGGUCAUGAUGUUCAGUGCCACCUUGAGCAAAGAGAUCCGGCCAGUCUGCCGCAAGUUCAUGCAAGAUCCUAUGGAGAUCUUCGUGGAUGACGAGACCAAGUUGACGCUGCACGGGUUGCAGCAAUACUACGUGAAAUUGAAGGACAAUGAGAAGAACCGGAAGCUUUUUGACCUUCUCGAUGUCCUCGAGUUCAACCAGGUGGUGAUCUUUGUGAAGUCCGUGCAGCGCUGCAUUGCCCUGGCCCAGCUUCUAGUGGAACAGAACUUCCCAGCCAUUGCGAUCCACCGUGGGAUGCCCCAGGAGGAGAGGCUCUCUCGGUAUCAGCAGUUCAAGGAUUUCCAGCGGCGGAUUCUUGUGGCUACCAACCUGUUUGGCCGAGGCAUGGACAUUGAACGUGUGAACAUCGCCUUCAACUAUGACAUGCCAGAGGACUCGGACACCUACCUGCACCGGGUGGCCAGGGCAGGCCGGUUUGGCACCAAGGGCUUGGCUAUCACAUUUGUGUCAGAUGAGAAUGAUGCUAAGAUCCUCAAUGACGUGCAGGACCGCUUUGAGGUGAACAUCAGUGAACUACCUGAUGAGAUUGACAUCUCCUCCUAUAUUGAACAGACGCGGUAGAGGAAUCACCCAGUCUGGAGUGUGGCCGUCUCUUGAGUUAGAAGAGGACACCAGGGAUCAGGGUGGAGACACCACUGUCCCCUGCCCCUGCCAGCCUCACCCUAUCCUGCCCAUGCUUCCCUCUGUCACCACCACUCCUGAACCUGUUCCUGAUUUAUCAGAGUUGUUGUUUGUUUGUUUUUUUUUUUUAACAAAACUAAGUAU
Messenger RNA from Microtus ochrogaster (prairie vole), 2325 nucleotides. It is a transcript of the gene Ddx39b, whose product is annotated as DExD-box helicase 39B. Gene Ontology annotation, molecular function: nucleic acid binding; RNA helicase activity; ATP binding. Lineage: Eukaryota; Metazoa; Chordata; Mammalia; Rodentia; Cricetidae. The record is from RefSeq and is a predicted model, not a curated record.